GUCAGGAGAGAGCUGGGUGGCAGGGACAGGGGGGAAAGGGGGCUUUUCUCUGUGGCCACCUGGAAAAAGCCAUGUAAGAUCCCUGGCUUGUCAAGACUCGAGUAGAGACACAAUUCGCUUCAACAACCGUCAGUCCAAAUUUGUAACACAGCAUGAUUUGUUCAGGGGGAAAUCUGGACAUCGAUGAGUGAAAUCGACGAGUCCAAGGAGACGACACUGGAGUAAAAGAGGACAGGGGGGAAAAAGUGAAGUGCGCUCCGGAGAUUCAUGGACACGCAAAGAAAUCCCCGAACCAAGUCCAGAAGAACAACCCCCCACAAGUUCAGCACCAAGGAUAUCUCCAGUCAGUUUUGAUGUCAGGUGAAGGUGAAGUCAGACUGACGGAAGUUUUGUCUUUAGCCAGGUAACAGACUGAAACAGCUUCACUUUCUGAUCGGUGCGCAACUGGGCUGCGGAAAGGCAUGAGUGGAGGUCGCUUCGAGUUUGACGAUGGCGGAGCUUACUGCGGAGGCUGGGAGGGAGGCAAAGCCCACGGCCAUGGCAUCUGCACCGGACCCAAAGGCCAGGGCGAGUUCUCCGGCUCCUGGAACUACGGCUUCGAGGUGGUGGGAGUCUACACCUGGCCCAGCGGAAACACAUACGAGGGCUACUGGUCGCAGGGGAAGCGCCACGGUCUGGGAGUAGAAACCAAAGGACACUGGAUUUACAAAGGGGAAUGGACUCAUGGCUUCAAAGGCAGAUACGGGAUCCGGAUCAGUGCUGGCAGUGGAGCCAAGUAUGAAGGAACGUGGAACAACGGGCUUCAGGAUGGAUAUGGGACAGAAACAUAUGCAGAUGGAGGUACUUUCCAGGGUCAGUUCACAGGCGGGAUGCGACAUGGCUAUGGGGUCCGUCAGAGCGUCCCUUAUGGCAUGGCAGCAGUUGUCCGCUCCCCUCUUCGCACCUCCCUGACCUCCCUUCGCAGCGAGCACAGCAAUGGCGCCGUAUUGCAGCAAGACAUCCCCAUCAUCACCACCACCAACGCCUCAGGUGAAGAGACACCUGUCGCCACUCCCACCCAGCUGGGACCUUCCCGUGGAGGCUUUGCGCUCACUCUCCAGGUAGACCCAGAGGCUGCGAAACCCAAGAAGAAGGGUCUGUUUCGCAGGGGCUCCCUGCUGGGUAAGCUCAAGAAGUCCGAGUCAAGUACUUCGCUCUCCAGCCAGAAGAGCAAGAUCAGCUUCCUGAGGACGGAAUCAGCUCUCAGCUCCAAUGCCAGUGACACCAACUCCACCAUCAGCAUCGGGGACGAGAGCCUGGCCGGAGCUGAGGAUUUUCCCCCGGUGGAGGCUGACAUUGACGCCACCACCACGGAAGUCUACAUGGGCGAGUGGAAGAAUGACAAACGCUCCGGAUAUGGAAUAAGCGAAAGGUCCAGCGGGCUGAAGUAUGAGGGCGAGUGGCUGAACAACCAGAGACACGGCUACGGCUGCACCACCUUCGCCGAGGGAGGGAAGGAGGAGGGCAAGUACAUGAACAACAUGCUGGUGAAGGCCAUGAAGAAGAGAGUGAUCCAGCUGAAGGGAACCAAAAUCAAGCACAAGGUGGAGCGUGCGGUGGAGGGCGCUCAGAGGGCUGCAGCCAUCGCCAAGCAGAAGGCAGAGAUUGCUGCGUCCAGGACGACCCAUUCAAAAGCCAAAGCGGAGGCAGCUGAACAGGCUGCUCAGGCUGCCAACAGCGAGUCCAGCAUCGCCCGACUGGUGGCCAAAGAGCUUUCCCCUUCCUUCUACCAACCAGGUCCUGAGUACCUGAAGAAGAGAGUGUUACAGGAGGUCGUGGAGGGCAGUGAGAACACAGACACUGUCAUGCAUGAGCCGCUGCUGGCUGAGGAGGAGCCCCUGCCCACACCACCCGAAAGCCCACUCAUGAAUGAACUGGACAGCCUCAUGCCUGGUUCAUCCCCAGGCCGCACCCCCUCCCCCAGCCCAGGCAUCAUGAGCAAGGAAGACCCCAAACUCCUCAGUCCAGGAAGCUGGAAUGAAGACAAAACCAUUAAAGGUGCUGGUAGUAAAGGUGGCAGUAAACCCAACAGCAAGCCUAACAGUCGCCCCACUACCCCUUCGACCUCUGUUUCUGCUCCAACUGUGUCUACAGCCGAGGAUGGAGGGGCCUUCAGCAGUCGUGGCCCCUCUCGCACCCCCAGCCGUCAGAGCAACAAGAUCGAGCAGGGCUCUGACCUGGAGAUCAAGCCCCUGCAGAAGUUUGACUCCGAGGCUAAAGCGCCAGACGUCAUCCCUGCCGCUGCUGCCCCUGUAAGAAAUAGCCUCAUCGUUCCAGAUGAAGAAGAAGAAGCACCGCGUCCCACCUCCAAAGUGCCUUCCAAAGCUGUCACCCCUGAGCCCAAUCCCACCAAGGUCAAAAGUGAAAGAGCUCCAUCAGUCCACGAACGAGCGCUGGCUGUCUCUGAGAACAAAGUAGAGUCCAGGGAGGUGAGCAGGCCUUCCAGCAAAGCAGAGACAAAGCCAUUACCAAAACGGCAACCCAGCCCGGCUCCGUCCCCAAAACCUGCACCCAAGCUGGAGCCUAAAACAGUACCAAAGCAAGUGGAAGCCAAAGCCAUUGUUGCUAAACCAGCCCAGAAGGUGGAUCCCAAAGCUGAAGGCAAAAUGAAAGCCAUAGUGUUGUGCCAAAGGAGUGAGGUGGCUGCAGAGUCUUUGGAGCUGGAGGGUCCAAACACCAUAAUGAUCUGCAUGGUCAUCCUGCUCAACAUCGGCCUGGCCAUUCUCUUCGUGCACAUUUUGUCAUGAGACGUUGUCCACCUCCUCAGGUCACGUGCGGUGUCGGAGCGGGAUCACCUGCCCCCCCACACACCGCCCUUCUCGGGGAGGACCGGAGAUCGUCUGAGGAGGGAAAAGAAGCCUCGUGCGGACGGCCGCAGCUCCUCUGAGGGGUUUUUCUUUUUCUUUCUUCUUUUCUUUUCCUUUUUUUGUAGGCGUGACUGCGUGAGGCUCCGUGAAACUCAGUCUCCUUCCUGAGGUGUUGCAAACUGAGUGACAGAAACGAUUCAGUACACCUGAAGACGAUGACGUCUUGUGUGUGUUUAAAAAAAUAAAAUAAAAUAAAAAAAAUAGAAAGAAAGAAGUCGAGGGCUGGAUGGGUUGAGCAUGUUGGCACGUGUCAGUUCGGCAUCGUCACAGUGCGUCACGAGCAGCGCGCCAACACACCGGCUGGCUGUCACAACGCCCAGCCGGGCAGGUUAGACUCGGUACGGUAGACGAUAAGGAUGUUUUGUCACAACGCGUGUUUGUUUGUAAUUUGUGAUUGGAUGUUGACGACAUAUGCAGCUUGAAUACCCCCCCCCCCGCUGCGCCUUAAAACUUUUCUUCGCGCGGAGACGAAGUGCCGCACGUGCGUGAAGGAUCGGCGGUGAAACUGUCUGCACUGAGGGCGGUUCAUGAAGUGUGAAAUGUGUGCGUGUCAAGAAAAUUCCGCGAAAAAGUGUAGCUCAGCGCUACUGGGAGGACAAGUUACCGCUGUCAUCCUGUUGCUCUUAGCAUCGGAGCUAACUGCGUCCUGCCGGUUGCGCAUGUGAGACUGCGGUGCGCCACACUGUGACAUGUCUCCGUGUUCACUACAUGCAUCUGUUGUCACUCUGCUGCUUUGGUUCGGAGGCUGGUAAAGCGCAUAGAGGAGGGAAACGGGAAGCUUAUGAGUGCUGCUAUGGUACGUCCCUGCUGUUUGGCGCCCCGCUGGUUUGGGAUGGAAAUUGUGUUGGAGAGGCAAACAAAGUCUGGGAUUUAUCUUGUUUAUAACAAUCGCCGAUGUGUUGUAGAAAGGUUGCUCAAGCUGCGUAUUUAUAUCAGUGCAACAUUGGUAGCAGGCGGAGGUUCAGGUGAUGGCCUCGCCUGUGGGCGCAGCGUGCGUCUCAGAGUGGAGGACCGUCCACGCUGCUCCACCGCAUCACAGUCAGGGCCUUUAGGGCCACUCAUGAGUGCAACUUCUGCACGCAUGAGGGCACUUUGCGUGUUUGUGUCUGUGUCUGUGUUUUGUUUCUCUUUUUUUGUACCAUUUUGAAGUGCAGAUCUUUUCAGCAUUCAGAGUAUUCUGUCGUAGGGUUUUGUCAGAGGAGAUGUGCAACCGUAAAUGUAUUUAUAUCCCACAGCUGUAGGGUUACCAGGUGAUUGUAAGAUGGAGGAAAAGCUACACACUGAUUCUUAACUCCAUGUCUUACCAUGAGAAGAGCACUCUCCAUGGGUGCUGUUUAAGACCCCCCUUCUUUUACCCAUCAUCAUAUGGAUUUUAAGUUGUGCAAAUUAACACACAGAUGGCCUGUUGUGCGUUAUUUUCAUGCCAAAGUGGAAAUUCUCCAAGCAGUCAAGAGUUUAAAGCAAACCUCUGAUGAUCUCACAUUUGGAAUACAUUUUUGGCAGAGAGUUUAUUAGAGUUUAUUCUGAACCAAACAAAGCAUUAAUCAGUACUGAAAGGGACGAUUUGGCAGGUGAACUCAGUGCUAAGUGCAAUAAAUAGUAUUCAUGUAGGUCAGUGUCAAGUAGAAGCCAUUUUGUUUUGUCUGUUGUAGUCAGAAUGCAUUUGAGUAGCCACUAGCCAAACCUGGUCAAAAUCAGAAAUUCAAUAAAACUUUUACAACACCCGUGAA
Messenger RNA from Scatophagus argus, 4636 nucleotides. RefSeq names its product junctophilin 2 (gene jph2). Gene Ontology annotation, cellular component: endoplasmic reticulum membrane; plasma membrane; sarcoplasmic reticulum. The coding region runs from base 462 to 2786 and encodes 774 amino acids. Lineage: Eukaryota; Metazoa; Chordata; Actinopteri; Scatophagidae. The transcript has 6 exons. The record is from RefSeq and is a predicted model, not a curated record.